GUCAGUAACGUCAGGAAUCAGUGUUGUUUACGGUUGGAAAUUCGGGAUUUCGGGAUUUGCAAGGUUCGGAAGUGUACCCAAGGGUUCUCUCCUAAGAAGCCAUUACUGCAGCAGAAUAUGGGGAAAACAACGCGUGUUGUUGUAUGUGGACUAAAAGGUGUGGGGAAGACAGCAAUAUUGGAGCAACUUAUAUAUGGAAAUGUUACCAAGACUACGGAGUUACACUCAACAAUAGAAGAUAUUUAUGUUGCAAGCGUUGAAACGGAUAGAGGGACAAGAGAAAAGAUGCGUUUUUAUGACACGGCAGGCCUGGACGGUGGAAGAGAGCAGAAUCAGUUGGCCCGUCAGUAUCUUGGGUUGACUGAUGGGUAUGUGCUGGUAUACGAUCCUGAUCGAUCUGAAUCACUAGACGCACUUGUGAUGGUGAAGAAAGAUAUUGACCGUAACAGGGACAAGAAGGAGGUCACCGUGAUUGUACUUGGGAAUCGAAUGAAGCCUACAGAUUCGGGAAGCAUAGAAAACACAACAAGUAAAGCCAUGCACUGGGCUACUAGAGAAAAGAUUCGACACUAUGAAGUGAAUGCAAUGGAUCGAACAACUCUGUAUGAACCAUUUGUUCACUUGGCCUCCAAACUGAACCCACCUCCAAAUAAAAGCACCUUUGCACAGCUCAGCAUGGUGAGGAAAUCUGUUGGCAGACCUGACACCAGUUAAAGGGCUGACUCCAUAAAUACCUCGUAAUCAAAAUUAUUGAUGUUCAUUAAUGUGGAUUUUGACAUAAUAGACCAACUAAGAUGUUCUGUACGAAUAGAAUGCCGGAAGAAAUUGGGGUACACCGGGACUUCAGGUAUUUGUGGACUUUUAAGUUUGUGUCUGAUUUAGGAGAGAAAUACUGUACAACAUUUCUAAAGCAGAGUUUUGCAGCAGCUAUACACGUAAAGCAUCUCCUUUUUAAAUCACCAGGUGUCAUUUGAACACACUUAAUUAGCUCAACUGAGAGUAUACCAAAGUGUGUUCGAAUGAAAUCUGUUGUGAUCUUAAAAAGGAAAUGCUUUAUAGCUGCUGCGAAACUGUGCUUUAGAACACAUUAUUAGGAAUGCCAAGAAGAUGGAGAAAUUGGAAUUGAAUGUGACAUGCAAGCUGAAGACUGGAACAGUGGAAUGAAUAAACCCAGUCUCUGCUAGGCAAUGUUGCUGUAAACAUGUGUCCGUGGCAGUAAGUUGGACAUCAGGGUUCACAGUUAGCUGUCAGUGAGUUGCAUUGUUAUAAGCCGCUACCUAGUAACGUCUAGUGAAGAGACAGAAGACUUUAUAUGUGCCGUAGUUGUAGUGAUCUGUAAAGUGUGUGAAUCUAUGGAACUGUUAUAAUUAUUUGUUUAUAAGGGUUCAUUAAAUCCUGUAAUCAAUCUAAACCCUGUAUCUAGUCACUAACAUCUGACAGUGUGUUUUUAGGUAAUUUUACAUGAUUUACUGCACAAGUGACUUCAUGUUUCUGCUUUAAAUUUGUCUAUAAAUAAUACUGUUCUGCACUUAGAAAUUAUCGAAUAUUAUCCCCUUUAAAAUAGUCCCCCUGCAUGGCAAUGAACCUCUCCCACCACCUUUACACCUUUAGAAGCACUGUUCAAAGUAUGUUCUUUGUCGCAUUAGUGACGAUGUAUUCCACUGGGUGAAAUCUUCUUCCUUUAUGGGUAAUUUUUAGUUUAGGAUAUAGAAAGAAGUUGGGAGGGGGAGAGCACAGCUGAAUUGGGCGUUGUGGAAGGGUAGGAAUUGAAUAUUUUUCCAGAAAUUGUCUAAUUGACAGAGUUGUAUGAGCAGACGCAUUAUCGUGAUAGAGGAGCCAGCUUCCUUCAGUCCACAUUUUAGGUCACUUUCUUCAUACUGCAUCCCACAUACAUCUCAGAACUGCCAAAUAAAAUUCUUGAUUAAUUGUCUGAACUUUAGGAAUGAAUUCAUAAUGCACAAUUACUCGAUGAUUGAAAAAAAAAAAAAACAAGCAGUGUUCCUUCCACUUGUGAGUGCACCUGUAGUGCUUUCUUGGGGCAAAGCGAAGCAGUACUCUUGAAGUGUGAGGAUUGUUGUUUAGUUUCAACAUCAUAAGCGUAAACCCAUGUCUCAUCACUGGUAAUGACAUGUUUCAAAAGAUUUUUGUCAUGAUCUACUCUUUGGGAGAGGUCUCAGCUAAGAGUCAUGGCAAAAAUUUUCCUGAGACCCAAUGCAAUCCUAAAUGUUCUGUUAAAAUUGUGUGGCAUGAAGCCGUGGAUAUUCCAGCCUCUUCUGAAACUUCUCUGACAGUCAGUCGAUUUCUGCAGAUAAUGUUUUUCAUCUGGGCAAUUUAGAGGUUCAAAUCUUAAAGUUUGUCAGCCAUGCAGCUCAUCAUCUGUUGAAUUUCUUCCAGUUCUAAAACAUUUGAACCAUUCAUAGGUCAUUUGACUUGGGGCAUCAUCAUUGUAAGCUUCACUCAACAUGUGGGUUUCCGCAGAUGUUUUCCCUACUUUGAAACAAAAUGUAAUACAAAUUCUUUGCUCCCUUACAGACCCAUAAUUAAUGUGGCAAUAGAACAAUACUUUUGAUCACAAAACCACUUAUAAAACCUAAACAGAAUGUCUGAUCUAUUUGAAACAAAAGCUUGCAUAAUUAACAGUCAAGUUGCAAGUUCACUCAAACAAUACCUAACAUGACUGCUGCCCUGCGCCCUCAUUUCAGGAACUUUCUGAACAAACCACCUAUAAGAAUUGGAAUUAGUUACAUCUGUAACACUGUGCCCAUAGGACAUAGCAUUUAUAUGUAGUUAUAAAUCUCAUGCAGAUCACAAUUACAGGUGCUUAUCUUACUACUCUGAUUUGUCAGAAAAUAGAAAGCAGCACUUAAUCAACCUGGUUGUUUUAGUGGUACUGCUGUGGACUUAUGUUUGAGAGUUGUGUAGUUUGAAUUUUUAUUGGGACACCAACUUUCUUUGCUGAGAUUUUUUUUUUUACUUCCUCAGUCUCUACAGGUAAAUGCCAUAGUUGACUGUUUAGGCCAUGACUACUUCCUUCCUAGUUUUCCAUUCAUCAUUGAUCAGUUGAUGAUUUGACACUAUAUAGUGUAGAUAUUGACAGCAUUGUAAAACAACCCACAAGAAAAACAGCAGUGUUAAUAGGUAUGGUAUAUAUCUCAUUGUGAGAUAUUUACCUUUGAUAAAUGGAUGAUAACAAAUCUAUAUAAGAAAAAGUAAAGGUAUCCCUGUAACAGCUCAUGGAGACCCAUAGGGUUGUGAGGUAUCACGGCUCCCACAUU
Messenger RNA from Cryptotermes secundus, 3275 nucleotides. RefSeq names its product NF-kappa-B inhibitor-interacting Ras-like protein (gene kappaB-Ras). Lineage: Eukaryota; Metazoa; Arthropoda; Insecta; Blattodea; Kalotermitidae. The record is from RefSeq and is a predicted model, not a curated record. The transcript is spliced from 5 exons. Bases 118 to 714 code for a protein of 198 amino acids. Gene Ontology annotation, molecular function: GTPase activity; GTP binding. Gene Ontology annotation, biological process: canonical NF-kappaB signal transduction.